UAUUUUAAUGUAACGUGGUUCAGCGAUGUGCUUCUAGUUUCUUCUGUAAUUAAAGUCGUCUCCGUCGUUUCUUCCUCCCUUCUGCGACGAGGAAAACCCCUGAAACCGUCUCAAGAAAUUCAUAGACAGAGAAAGUAAAGAUUGAGGCAGGGAGAGAGCCGACAAAGAGACGAAGGUGGGAGGAGGAAAGAAUGCCCCCGACUGCGGUCGCUGUCGAGGCGAUCAGUGCGGCGGCCAAACAAGCUGAGCAACUUAGGAAAGACGGCAAUACUUACUUCAAGAAAGAUCGUUUCGGAGCCGCCAUCGAUGCUUAUACUGAGGCCAUUACUCUUUGCCCAAAUGUGCCGAUAUAUUGGACGAACCGUGCGCUUUGUCAUCGGAAGCGGAACGAUUGGCUGAAGGUCGAAGAAGAUUGCAGGAGAGCCAUUCAGCUUGAUCAUAGCUCGGUCAAGGCUCACUAUAUGAUGGGACUUGCAUUAUUACAAAGGGAAGAAUAUGCUGAAGGAGUCAAGGAAUUGGAGAAGGCAUUGGAUCUUGGGAGGGGUGCACAUCCUAAGAGUUACAUGGUGGAAGAGAUCUGGCAGGAGCUUGCAAAAGCAAAAUAUAUGGAGUGGGAGCAUGCAUCUACUGUGCGUUCGUGGAAGCUGCAAAACUUGAAAGAAACUUGUGAAAAAGCUCUUAAUGAGAAACAUCUUUUUGAUGCUUCUCAAGUGGUGGAUCUUACAGAUGAAUCUGAGACUGCUCGCCAAGAACAACUGGCAUUUCUGAAGGAAGUGUUCAGAAAAGCUGUGAAUUCUGACAUACCAACUGAGGUACCGGACUACCUAUGCUGUAAAAUUACACUCGAUAUAUUCCGUGAUCCUGUCAUCACUCCAAGUGGAGUUACAUACGAAAGGGCAGUGCUGCUUGAUCAUCUUCAGAAGGUUGGCAAGUUUGAUCCGGUCACACGUGAACCACUAAACCAAAACCAGCUCGUUCCAAACCUGGCUAUCAAGGAAGCAGUCCAAGCUUUUCUAGACGAGCAUGGCUGGGCUUACAGGAUGGAUUGAGAGGUGAUUUGCUCAAGUGGGGGAAGGUGCUCAGAUUUCUUAUUGUUCUUUGCUAUGAUUUGGCAAUUUGAAGAAAGCAAUGGUCAAAAUGUGGUCUGCAAUGUUCUUUAUUUAUAAUGUACUAUCAUUUUUCUCUCUUGUUCAUCAUAAGGAUGUCUUUGUUUGGUGUUGUACAGGUGGUAAACUAACUGUAUUUCUGCAGGUUUGUAUAGUUCGGUAUGAAACUUUAUUCAGUAGAGGAUGCAAAAACUAUUUUAGUAGUA
Messenger RNA from Nelumbo nucifera (sacred lotus), 1312 nucleotides. NCBI's taxonomy places the organism in Eukaryota, Viridiplantae, Streptophyta, Magnoliopsida, Proteales, Nelumbonaceae. The record is from RefSeq and is a predicted model, not a curated record.